Salpingoeca rosetta is the source of this 4700-nucleotide messenger RNA. RefSeq lists its product as uncharacterized. NCBI's taxonomy places the organism in Eukaryota, Choanoflagellata, Craspedida, Salpingoecidae. Gene Ontology annotation, molecular function: iron ion binding; monooxygenase activity; oxidoreductase activity, acting on paired donors, with incorporation or reduction of molecular oxygen. The record is from RefSeq and is a predicted model, not a curated record. The coding region runs from base 1 to 4620 and encodes 1539 amino acids. The transcript is spliced from 19 exons.
AUGACAGGCAGCACUGGAUGGCUUGUGAGCGGCCUGGUGGCCUUGCUGGUGGUGUGGGUGGUGCGGAAGGCGGUGAAGCUGUGGAAGUUUGUCUCUGCGCUGGAACAGCUCAGUGGCGCCCCCUUCAGCUUCCCUUCUGGCACCAUCGCUGCUCAUCCGACCGAUGCCGCCGUCGUUCGUUACAUGCUCAAGUACAUGCGAGAGAACCCCAAGGGUGCAACUCGUAUCUGGUAUGGCUUCCUCAUGCCUUUCGUGGUGCUUCAUCGACCACACGACAUCAAGAACGUCAUCACACGCCACUCACCAAAAGCACCAACCAUCUACAAGUUCAUCCGCAACUGGCUCGGUCCCAAGUCCGUCCUGCUGCUGGAGGGUGAGGAGUGGAAGACGAUGCGGCAACUGCUCGAUCCAGCCUUUCACCGCGUCCUUCUCAAGAACUACAGCCCCACAAUUGCAGCUGCUGCGGAGGAGCUUUGCGACAAGUUUGAACGCUUGGCCGCCACACCGGACAACGACACGGAACUCUCGGACAUUUUCUCCGCCCUCACUCUCGACGUCAUCUGCAGAUGUGCAUUUGGCUACGAGAGCGGGUGCCAGACCAACCCGAAGGAGAAGUUUUCGACUGCCAUCAACGAGAUUGAUCGCCUUGUUGCCCACCGCUAUCUCGAACCAUCCCACUUCUUUGAUUUCGUCUACAAGCGAUCAAAGGACGGAAAAAAGUUCCAGCAGCUGCUUGACUACGUCCACGAGCACGCCACCUUUUUGAUUGAGCGUCGGCGGAAGGAGCUCAAGGGCCUCACGCUUGAAGACAUCACACGCGACAAGCGCCCCUCUGGGCGUGCGCUGUUCGACUUCCUGGACAUCUGUCUCCUCUCGCGCGACAAGGACGGCAACCCGGCACUGACGGACGAAGAGAUCCGCAGCCAGUGCGACACGUUCCUCUUCGCAGGCCACGACACCACCUCCGCAGCGCUGAGUUGGCUCACGUUUGCUUUCUCGCGCCACCCAGAGUACCAGGAGCAAUGCAGACAGGAGGUCAUUGAUGCGUUUGGUGAUGAGACACCAGAGUAUGACGGCCUCGCAAAUCUUGAGUUUCUCACCGCUUGCAUCAGAGAGGCAAUGCGUAUGUAUCCGCCUGUGCCCGGCGUCGCCCGAGUCCUUGAGGAGCCGCUCACACUCGAGUGCGGCGCUGAAUUGCAGCCUGGAACAGCCGUUGGCAUUGAAGCUAUGGCAGUGCACCACAACCCGACGGUGUGGGAUGACCCUGAGACGUACAAUCCGUACAGGUUCUACCAGAAGCGCACGGACAUGUACUCCUUCUUCCCGUUCUCUGUCGGGAACAGAAUUUGCAUCGGCAAUAACUUUGCCAUGAACGAGAUCAGACUGGUCAUGUGUCAGCUCCUGCGGCGCUUCAAGUUCCUCCCAAUCGAAUACGAGCCGGCCUUGGAGGCGUCCCUCAUCUUGAAGAGCGAGAACGGCAUCAGAGUCAACGUUCAGAGGCCCGACCAACAAGGGCGGGUGGCGGUGGUGUUCCAAGUGCUGCACCGCGGGUCCACCUUGUGCGUUUCCUUGCUGCAGAGCCAGCAGCUCUUCAACAACAGGUUGUCGGAGGGCGGCAUCAUACAGGCGCGCGUCUUUCUUCUUCCCGCGGAGCCGUACAAGGUGGAGAAAGCCCUGCAGGCCAAACGCCCGAAGCUCCGCUCUUCCCCUUUCAAGCAGUUCAGUGCAAAGCACUAUGCGACCAACAACCCCACCUUCGACGAGGACAUCUUCUUUCCCAUUGCCAAGCUCCACAGCAAGGCAACAAAGCUGAACAUUUACGUGUGCAUCGUCGGCGAGGACAUCAACACAGGCGUCAGGUAUCACGGGUGCGUGACCUUUUCGCUCGCCGAAGUGCUGAUGAAGAGCAGCCACAUGCCGAAAUGGUACUGGGUGCUGCCGAUGAAGCAAGGCCUGACCCAAUAUCAGCCCGUCAGCCAUGAGCUGGUUCAGGCGCAGGCUGGGCACUUUCCAGACGUUGUCGUCUCAGGCAGGCACGAGAGUUCUCCAAACGCCUUUAUCAACGGCAAGUACGUGUACAGCGGGCAGGUGUGUGCAGACCGGCCCGUGUACCGACUGCGCGGACGCGGUGUCGUGCUGUUCUUCCACGAGGCGAGGGGCGCAUGGAUCAUUGCAGACAGCAUCGACAGCAGCGCCCCCUAUGCAUUCGCAGACGACCAUGCCGAGCAAGCUGGUAACGUGACCGGCACGUGGCGUGUGUUCUCCAAGGAGCGCGAGUGGACGAGCGUGCGCAGGAAGAAACAAGAGCUCAUGAAGCGGCGGCAGGCAGGUGGUCGUGGCAGCGGCGACACCAAGGCCGCCGGCGCGUUUCAGGCCGACCCCAGCGUGCAGUGCACCUUCGUUGGCGUGUAUGCGUCCAACAGGGCGUCCAUGGCGUCCGUCGUGCCCACGGGUGCUCUCACGCGCGAUGCCUCCGUGCGUAGCGUCACAACACAUGUGGACGAGGCGUGUGCUCGACCAGCAACAUCAUCGCCCCCACCGUCGUUGUCCCCAACAGCAUCAACUGCAUCUGCACGCACGACGCGUCCACAGUCCACCAUAUCGCGUGGCUCCAUGGGCAUGGCGGGAUCAACCCGACUGCAUCGCUCGCUGUCCUCACAGCACGCCAGCAUGCGCCUGAGCACCUCGCACGACAACAACAGCAGCGUGGUCGAUGAUGCUACCGCCACCGGCGUGCUCGGUGGAAGUCAAGACGGCAGCAUUGGUCGCGGUGCCGGUAGCACGGUCUCACGUCACUCGUCUCGCCCCCUGUCAGGCGAAGCAAUGUCCCGCUCGCUUUCACGAUCGCAGUCUCAUACAAGCGCAUCCAACAUGGCAGUAACAGCAGCAGCACCUGGCGGCACCGUGCUCGCAGACACACAGCAGCAACAACAGCAUGGGUUGUCACGCACGCCAUCAUCCGCCUCGCAGGCGCCAGGUCAGGUGCUGCCCAAGAGCCUGGAGGAGCGGGCACAGCGGUUUGAGUUGCUGCUGUCUGAGUUUGAACAUCUACUAGACGUGCUGCAGUACUUGGAGGUGUGCGGCUUGGCGGUGGAGCGCAUGAUGCCACCAGACCUGCUUGCCCAGUGCUUUGGCGAUGUUGCCGCAUGCAUCGUCAGCUGUCGCCAGGCCAUCCAGAUUCUGAAGGACGUGCAACGCAGGGACGCAACCCUUGCCAUCAACGUUGGCGCACCAUUGCGCCACAUCAUGCACAUUGGCAGUGAUGCAUUCACCAACUUUUGCGGCAACGCAGGGGGUGCCCUGCCCGCACUCGGUCGCUUCCUCACGGAAAAUGUGGAGGCAGACGCGAAGCUGAGCACUGUCAAGCGGGAGCAAGGAUCACGGUUCACGGUGACAUCGGGCGUGUCUGCCGCCGUGCAUGUGCUCGUGUCACUGCGGCUGCACAUUGACGUGCUGACGAAACUGUCCACUCCUGGCAGCGCGGAGGAGAGCCAGCUGCAGGAGGCGCUUGCAUCCGCAAUGGGCAUUGCAGCAACAGCGGAGGCCACGUUCCAGGUACUGAUGCAGGCUGAUGGUGCAGGCGAUGGCGCCAGCUUGCUUCAGACACGUGGGUCGUUUGCAGACAACCCAAUUGCGCUGAUGCCCGUGUCACCGCAGCGGACGUCCGAGUUUGUGCUGGCGGCAGAUCUCAACACAUCGCGACGACGCAUGUCCAUGGCGCGGGACGUGGACCUGGACGAAGACAACCUGCCCGCUGUGGAGCCACUGCCAAUGCACAGCCCAAUCAUGGAGGAGGAAGGCGAUGUUGGAGAGGACGGUAAUGACGCCGUGGCUGAUGGUGCCGGUGUGUAUGGUGGUGGCAGCGUCAUUGAUGAUGGUGCCGGUCACCAUGAUGCUGGGAACGGGGUGGUUGACGGGCUACCCGUGUCAACAUCACCGUCAUUAGUGAGCACAAGCACGCCUCGCAAGCACCAGCCCACCAGCAAGGGCAGCAGAGCGAAAGGCAGUGGUGGUGUUGGCAGCGGUCAUGCUGAAGCGGACGACAGCGCCAUUAGUGAGCCAGGCACCAUGCAAGGUGCCUCGGCAUCGCUGCUAGCUCCAAUCGCAGAGGAAGAGGACCACAAUGCAAGCAGAGUGGACACGCAACAACAACAACAACAACAACAACAACAACAACAACAACAACAACAACAACAACAACAACAGCAGCAGCAGCAGCAGCAUCAGCAGCAGCAACAUCAGCAACAUCAGCAACAUCAGCCCGUGUUCCAUCAUGGCACAAUGUCGCGGGUCGAGGCGGAUGUGGUGAUACGGAGCCAUGAGGGCGCAGACAACGGCCUCUUCUUCGUCUACAGAAUGGAGAAGAAAGACUGCGAUGUGCUUGCGCUCAUGUACCGUGGCAAGCCAACUCACCACCUGCUCAAGGUCGUGGAUGGGCAAUUGCGCAUCAACUCGCGUCUCUACUUCUCCAACGACGGCACACUAGUCGGUGUCAUGCGGACAUUGGCCAACGCGGACGUCGCUGGAUGGCCACAGCGGCUGCUGGCGUUUGUGCCGCGGCCUGAUGCAACACAGGCGGACAUUGCUUCCGCUAAGGCAGCCGUGUUUGAGCCAAGAUGACGCAAGGGAACAUGUUGUGUAUGUACACAUGCUUGCGUUGCGUGUUUGAACGAAUCAUUUUGUGUGUGUGUGUGUGUGUG